Molecule: messenger RNA, 1314 nt
Organism: Caenorhabditis elegans
Lineage: Eukaryota; Metazoa; Nematoda; Chromadorea; Rhabditida; Rhabditidae
Gene: cutl-10
Product: ZP domain-containing protein
Exons: 8
Coding region: 40-1251 (403 amino acids)
Cellular component (GO): plasma membrane
Source: RefSeq, marked reviewed
GAACCAUCUCGGGAGGGUCUUCAUUUCUCUCAGCAGAAUAUGUCAAAAUUGUGCUACUUACUCGUAUUACUUAUAAUUCAAGUAUGGGCUGCUGACCCACCGACGCUGGAUAAUGGAAUCUCAGAGCUCCCCGAGGUGGACUGUAUGGAAGAUCGUGUGAAGCUCUCCUUCAAGACCCAACGCCCAUUCCACGGCAGGAUAUUUGUUAAGGGAAUGGUUGAUAAGCAAGCUUGUGUUCGAGACUUUGUCACUAGUCAAGCCAAAGAUGUGACUUUUGAGCUAGAGAAUGGAGCCUGUAAUAUGAGGAGGCAGAGAAUGCUAGGACCCGAAAAGCGCGGAAUGGAAAUGUCAAUGACCGUCAUCAUCUCCUUCCACUCCACCUUCAUCACCAAAGUCGACAGAGCCUACCGAUGCACGUGCUUCUAUAUGGAGGCCGAUAAGGUUGUGACGAACAAAUUCGAUGUCAGCAUGCUCCCGACCACAGAUCUCAUUGACACCGCCCGUAUGCCGCUGUGCACGUAUUCGGUGCGCCGCGACUCGAUCACCGGGCCGAUUGUAGAGUUCGCCAAGGUUGGGGAGACUGUGUACCAUGUGUGGAAUUGUGAAAGUGACAUGUUCUCUAUGCUCGUGCAUUCUUGCUUCGUGGACGAUGGAAAUGGUGAUGAGCGUAAGCCGCUGCUCGACGAGCACGGUUGUGCUAUUGAUCCACUGAUCCUCCCGGAUCUGACCUACAACAAGGACAACAACGUGGCGUAUGCUCAAGUGAACACCUUCAAGUUUGCCGACAAGGUCUCCACGUACUUCCAGUGUGCUGUGAGCACCUGCAUGAAUACCGAGGGAAUGUGCGAUGGGAAAACGCCACCACGUUGCGGACCAGCAGGCUCGUUCCGUUCUUCAUCCAGCUCAAAUGACAAUGGCUUCAACCGACGUUCUCGCCGAGCAACUUUGUCCAACAGGACUGCUGUCAACUGGGUACACUUGGCAGAUACAAUGGAUCUGGCCGCAAAUAAGAUUACUGUAUUUGAGCUGGAAGAGAAGCAGAAUAGUGAGGAUAAGGAUGAACCCCCAGCUCACUCCCACCUGGCAAUCCUCCAAGGAUCCCAUCCCUCCACAGUGGUCUGUCUCAACCAAUCUAGGAUCCAAAUAUUCUUUGUCUUAUCAUUUUUAAUGCUCACCGUGGUUACGGUUCUUACCAUUUUCACUGUACGACGGUCAAUGACGGCGCCGACAAAAUGCCAGCUAAACGCCUGACUUUUUAGGUGAAACGUUUUUAUGUUUUUUUUUCUUUUUUUACAAUGAAAGUUGUUGAAAUUU